AUGGCUAAUUAUAACCGCGAAGACGACAACAUGAGCAACCACGACACGAUAAUGGGCAACGCGCCCCUCACACCACGCGACGAGCCCGAACUCACAUCCCCCAUGGUCGACUUCUCGCCAUUCACUGUACAAUACGACGAGGCGUUUGAGAACAGUCUUAUGGAAAUCAUACUUAACCCACCACCCCAGCCCUCGCCGCGAAAGCCUUCAGACGAGAUUCCCACAAUCUCCGCGUCGCAACUGCCCAUCUCGCUCUCCUCCCACCUACGUACACAUCCUUCCGCCGUGCCGGGGCUUUACAUGACGCACCAAAACGGAUAUCAUACAGGUGGUCCAGGGCCAUCACCACACACUAUUGAAGAAUUCGCGGACCGCUUCAUCAGAGAGCAUGGCAUCGAGGAUGCGGGGCAGCUGGAGAGGGUGGUGGAAGAUGUUGUGAGGCACAAGCUGGAGGAGGCUAAGCAGAGGAUGGAGAAGAGGAAAGAGCUUGUAGAGAAGAACAGAGGGAUUGAGAGGGAGUUGGAAGAUCUGAGGCUGCAGAGAAGCGCCGAGUUGAGGGUCAUGGAGAGGGUCAAGGGGAAGAGGAGAUGA
Alternaria incomplexa is the source of this 591-nucleotide messenger RNA. RefSeq lists its product as uncharacterized. The record is from RefSeq and is a predicted model, not a curated record. Bases 1 to 591 code for a protein of 196 amino acids. NCBI's taxonomy places the organism in Eukaryota, Fungi, Ascomycota, Dothideomycetes, Pleosporales, Pleosporaceae. The transcript has a single exon.